Messenger RNA from Helianthus annuus (common sunflower), 813 nucleotides. RefSeq names its product photosystem II repair protein PSB27-H1, chloroplastic. The transcript has a single exon. Lineage: Eukaryota; Viridiplantae; Streptophyta; Magnoliopsida; Asterales; Asteraceae. Gene Ontology annotation, biological process: photosystem II assembly; photosystem II repair. Gene Ontology annotation, cellular component: chloroplast thylakoid lumen; photosystem II. The record is from RefSeq and is a predicted model, not a curated record. Bases 124 to 636 code for a protein of 170 amino acids.
AGUUUCUCAGCCAUAAACUAUGAAAACCAGAUAAGACGAUAAGCCCAUAUCCAUAUCAAACCAAACCAAACCAAACCUCCAUUACCACUUCACCACCAAUCCCACCUUCACUCACUCAUCACCAUGGCCUCUCCCACCCUCAUCACCCCCACCACCUCCACCCCUAAACCCCUCCUCUCCAUCCGCUGCAAACACUCCACCCCUUCCACCACCACAACCACCACCACCACCACCCACCGCCGCACCUUCUUAUCAUUAUCUGCCGUCAUAGCCCUCUCAUCCCCACUAUCUGCUACCACUCCGGCUGCAUUGGCUGCAUCCGAUGAAGAAUACACAAAAGAGACUCAAGAGGUGAUCAACAAGGUCAGGAACACAAUCAACAUGGACAAAACUGACCCGAACAUAGCAACUGCAGUGGCUGAGUUGAGAGAAACUUCCAACUCUUGGGUGGCUAAGUACCGGAGAGAGAAAACCCUACUUGGAAGGUUAUCUUUCCGGGACAUGUACUCGGCUUUGAACGCUGUCUCCGGCCACUAUGUUAAUUUUGGUCCCACUUCUCCGAUUCCGGCUAAAAGGAAGACCAGAAUAUUAGAAGAGAUGGACUCUGCGGAGAAGGCCUUGUUGAGGGGCAGAUAGAGAGCAUGCAAUGGAUCAUAUAUAUAUAUCAACUGUUGUUAGUACUCUUAUUUUUUGUAUAAGUUAUGAUUCUGAUAUAUAUAUGUUGUCAGGAGGUUUGUGAUGGGUUUGACACAAUGACAUAAUGAGGUUUGUGUUUUCUUAAUGCAAAAUCAUAUAUUUAUUUGAAGGAUUUAA